UUUAUUUUUAUCUUUAAUAUUGGUUCCUGACUAUUCAUUUAGUUAAUCAAGUAAUUGCUUUUUUUUUUUUAAGAAGAAAAAAAGUUGACUCGUAUUUCAUAAAAGCAAUGUGCAUCUGUUUUGAAAAACAAGAACAAGAUUUAUUAUGUGCCCAGCAUGCACUCAAUGCUUUGUUACAAGGCAAUUAUUUUACUGCUGUUGACUUAGCGGAAAUUGGUAAAGAGAUAGAUAAAGCAGAACAACUUGUGAGUGGUAGUUUGGGUAAGGAAAGUCAGAAUUAUGAUGAUUCUGGAUAUUUCUCAAUUCAAGUAUUGCAAAAAGCACUCGAGAUAUGGAAUUUAGAAUUAGUUCCUUGGAAAUCAAAAGAAAUGGAAGAAGUUAGAAAAAAUCCUGUUAAUCAAAGAGCUUAUGUUUGUAAUCUAAGAAAUCAUUGGUUUACACUUAGAAGGUUUAAUCAUCACUGGUAUAAUUUGGAUUCAAUGCAAGCUGCACCCACUUAUCUCGGGGAAAAUUAUUUACCCCUCAUGUUAGAUCAAAUUGAACGUGAAGGAUAUUCAGUUUUCGCUGUAAAAGGAGAAUUAGUCGAAUGUCCAGCUGAUAGAGAAGCAAAGCCAUUAUCAUCAAAGUCGAAUGAGACAAACACAACUGAGGCAUUCUCUGGACGAGGCUAUUCACUUCUAUCAUCAGGAAAUACAGAUAAUGAUUUGUUAGAUGAUGAAGAUCAAAUGUUGGCGAGGGCAAUUGAAGAAAGUAUAAAGGAUUCAACUAAUAUUGAAAAUGAUUUAGAUGAAAUUAGAAGAAAAAGACUAGCAAGAUUUGGAGGUUAAGAUUAUAAUAAAAUAAGCACAUUUAUGUGAACAAUUUAUUAAGUUUGAUGAACUAUAACAAAAAAAAAGGAGGUACUUUUUUUUU
Molecule: messenger RNA, 912 nt
Organism: Cokeromyces recurvatus
Lineage: Eukaryota; Fungi; Mucoromycota; Mucoromycetes; Mucorales; Mucoraceae
Product: Josephin-domain-containing protein
Exons: 6
Coding region: 108-827 (239 amino acids)
Biological process (GO): protein deubiquitination
Cellular component (GO): nucleus
Molecular function (GO): cysteine-type deubiquitinase activity
Source: RefSeq, a predicted model, not a curated record